This is a messenger RNA of Miscanthus lutarioriparius, 1176 nucleotides long. The record is from the annotation of a GenBank genome assembly. Lineage: Eukaryota; Viridiplantae; Streptophyta; Magnoliopsida; Poales; Poaceae.
AUGGAGCGGUUCGGCGUGCUGGGCACGCGGCUGGGCCUGGACGGCGUCGGCGGCGGCGGAGGAGGAGGCGAGCUGCCGCCGGGAUUCCGGUUCCACCCGACGGACGAGGAGCUCAUCACCUACUACCUCCUCCGCAAGGCCGUGGACGGCAGCUUCUGCGCCCGCGCCAUCGCCGAGAUCGACCUCAACAAGUGCGAGCCAUGGGAGCUCCCGGACAAGGCGAAGAUGGGGGAGAAGGAGUGGUACUUCUACAGCCUCCGCGACCGCAAGUACCCGACGGGCCUGCGCACCAACCGCGCCACGGUUGCCGGCUACUGGAAGGCCACCGGCAAGGACCGCGAGAUCCGCAGCGCCCGCUCCGGCGCGCUGGUCGGCAUGAAGAAGACGCUCGUCUUCUACCGCGGCCGAGCCCCGAAAGGACAGAAGACGCACUGGGUCAUGCACGAGUACCGCCUCGAGGGCACCUACUCCUACCAUUUCAUCCCCAGCUCCACAAGGGAUGAGUGGGUGAUCGCGAAGGUGUUCCAGAAGCCCGGCGAGGUCCCACCCGCCCGCAAGCGCCACCACCGCCUCGGCGGCCUGAGCAGCGCCGGCGAGUCCUGCUUCUCGGACUCCACCUCGGCCUCCAUCGGCGGCGGAGGAGGCGGCGGCGGCGCGUCCGCGUCGUCCGCGCCUCGCCCGCUGCUCACGGUGACGGACGCCUCCUCGCUGUCGCUGUUCGCGUCGGCCGCCGCGGCCAAUGCCGCCGACGGCGACGCCAGCUCGUACUGCGGCGGCCACGGCGGCGCCGCCAACGCCAACAAUGGCAACAACCUGGUCACCGGCCGUGAGCUCGUGCCCUGCUUCUCCACUAGCACCACCACCGGCGCCGCCCUGGAUGCCGCCGCGCUCGGCAUCGGGCAGCCGUACAACGCGGCCCCGCUGCCGCUGGCCUUCGAGCCGCCACCGACUCCGGCCUUCUUCCCGAACCUGCGUUCGUCCCUGCCGCAGAUGCAGGACAACCACCUCCAGCUGCCACUGUUCCUCUCAGCAGGCGGAAUGGGAUCGCUGGGCGGCGGGGCUCUCCACCACUGGCCCCUCGCCGGCAUGGAGGUCAAGGUCGAGGGCCGCUCCGCGCCGCCGCAGAUGGCUGUCGGCCCCGGCCAGCUCGAUGGCGCCUUCGGCUGGGUCUUCUAG